Messenger RNA from Thlaspi arvense, 1389 nucleotides. The record is from the annotation of a GenBank genome assembly. NCBI's taxonomy places the organism in Eukaryota, Viridiplantae, Streptophyta, Magnoliopsida, Brassicales, Brassicaceae.
AUGAUUUUGAGAAAGCAAGGUGUUGUUAAUGAGGACAUGAUCAGUAAGUUGUCUGAAGCUUUGCUUCUGCAGAUAUUGUCUUGUCUUCCCAUAAAAGUUUUCAUAGCCACAAGUGUUUUGUCUAAACGAUGGCGAACCCUUUGGAAGCUGGUGCCGAAACUUGAGUUUGAAUCUACCAAUCAUCAGAAGUUUUCAGAGAACGUUGGCAGGUUUUUGCUUUCACACAAAGCACCAGUGUUGGAGAGUUUGCAUCUCAAAUUUUUUCAUAAUUGUCGUGCUAUAGAUAUUGGACUAUGGGCUGGAAUUGCGUUUGCACGCAAUCUGCGUGAGUUCGUGCUCGAUCAUCGCUUGGAAGCGAAAAUCAAAUUUCCAAGUAGCUUGUUUAGCUUUAAUAAUACACUGGUGACCUUGAAACUCAAGAAUUCGGUUCUUGUAGAUGUUCAAUCUCCUGUUUGUAUGAAGUCCCUCAGAACUCUGCACCUUCAUUGUGUGGAUUUCGGAAACAAUGCAUCUUUCCGUAACAUUAUAUCUGGAUGUCCUAAUCUUGAAAAUUUGGUCAUGUGUCGAGAUUAUCCUAAGAAUGAUCUGACUUUCUUUAUUGUGGCACCAUCCUUGAAGAGGCUAUCGAUUAAAGAUUACACUGGUGUAGUAAAGAGUGGUGGUUAUACGAUAAACGCUCCCUCUUUACAGUACUUGAGAAUUAGAGGGAUUAGUCAUUCUGAGCGCUGUUUCAUUGAGAAUGCGCCCGAGCUAGUUGAGGCAAAUAUUAGUAAUGUUUCUCCAGUAAUUAAUGAGAGGUUUCUUAUAUCUCUCAAGUCAGCCAAACGUCUUCUCUUGGACUUAUCACCCUUGGAGGUUAUGUUUCCUACCGGAGCUAUCUUUUAUCGGCUGGUUUAUUUAGAGAUGUAUACACAUAAAUUGGAGUGGUGGAAUCUACUUGCGCUCAUGCUCGAUAGCUCUCCUAAACUACAAGCCCUCAAGCUCAUUGAUCAAUCCCAGAAAUCUGAUAAAGAUUGUGUGGUCGGUGGGAAAUGGAACCAACCAAAGGAUGUUCCUGAAUGUUUGUUGUCCCAUCUCGAGACAUUUGUGUGGACAAUAUAUAAUUGGGAUAGAGAAGAGGAGAUAGAAGUGGCUACUUACAUUCUAAGGAACGCAAGACGACUGAAGAAUGCAACGAUCUCCACAAGACCCAUUCAAUACAAAGAGCUCAGCAAGUUGGAAGAGAGAUAUAAGAUGCUCAUGGAGUUGGAUGGUGUGGUUAGGGCAUCAAAUUCAUGCCACCUUGAUAACACUAUCGAACCCGUGUGGGACACUUAUGGUCGCUCUGUGCAUCCCACUUGCGAGCUUGGUUCGUUGAAUAGAACAGACAUAAACAAUGUUAAUUUGUAA